AUUCUCAGUCUAACUUUCGAGUUCAAACAGUUAACAUCGUUCGGCGGAGCAAAAUUUUCACGGCUUCUAUUUGGGCAUAAAAAAAUAAAAUCAACAAAAAAAAAUUUUCCGAUUUUGAAGUUAUUCAUCCCACACAGUUUUCAAAAUCGUUAAUAGUUUGUGUUUUUUUUUUGAGAUUCACCAAAGAUGUCGAACUCAUUUUCCUACUGGAACGGCCAGCCCGUGAAUGCGCCUGUCUAUCCGCAGAUGGGUGAUCUGAUGCAGCAGUCUGCCGGUGGAGCAGCAUCGGCGGCAGCAGCACUAGCAGGAUCUGGAUCUGGAGCAGCAGGAUCUGGCCCGGGAGGACUUGCCGGAUGGCCUGGCCAAGGAUCAGGUGCAGCUCAGAUGCCGGUCCAGUCGCACAAUCCAUUUGCCGCCGGAGGAGCAGGAAUGUCGGGAGUCGGAGGCGCUGUCCAACGGGGCAUGGCCAUGCCAAGUGCCCCACAGAUGGGCAUGGGUGACUAUGGGAACGUGAGCUCCCCGCUCACCUGCAACCUGCCCACCAACUUCUUUGGCCAAGGAUCUGGACAAUUCGAGCCCUGCAUCGACAAUGGCGAGGCCUUCUGCGCCUACAACGGCAUGGACAUGAGCAUGAACUACGGCGGAGGCAGUGCAUCCAAGGGCGGCUUCUGGUAGGACUCAAGCCAACACGAACCACACACUCCACCCCAUUGUCCAUCCCUGAUCACGGCAGCAGCAGCAGCAGCACUAGAUACCCAACUUGUUACGCAACCACAUCCAAAAUGUGGACCACUACACAUCGAUAACUACACUUCCACUCCACUUCCACUCCACUCCUUGCCCACGCCAACAAAGGAAGUUGGCGUUAGUCCGUUGGUGCAGUUAAAUAUAUAUUUUGAGUCCUUCCUGAAA
Messenger RNA from Drosophila suzukii, 912 nucleotides. RefSeq names its product spidroin-1. Lineage: Eukaryota; Metazoa; Arthropoda; Insecta; Diptera; Drosophilidae. The record is from RefSeq and is a predicted model, not a curated record.